AGUCCAAUGACAUUUUAUGAAUUUUUAAAGUGUUUAGUGGCAUUUGGCGAAAUAACUAAUUUUUUUUUAUUUAUUUUUUUAAUUUUUUAUUUUUGUGCUUCCACCCGAACAUUUCUUUCAUUUCCCUAGGGUUUUACUCAGGUUUAAAACCCCCAAAGUUUACAAAUUCAAUUCCCUCUUUUCUGAUCAAUAACCUCACUAUCAUUCAUCAAUGGCGACCUCAAGCUCAUUGACAUCAAUUUCAAGAAAAGUAUGUAGAAAUCUCUUCUCAAAUCAAAAACCCUUUUAUUACACUACCACUUCCUUCUUCUCCAAUGGUCCUUCAACUCCAGAGUACAACUUUGAUUCAACCCCAGAUGAUAGUGAGUUGCCAACUCUUAACUCGAACUCUGAAUCAACCGAGUUUAGCCCUGAUAACUCGGCCCCUUCUUCCUCUGAGUUCGCUGCUGCUUCCCCUGAUUUUGCUGGGCAGCGCCCGUUCACUCAGACAGUCCUUGAGGGUGGCUUAGAUAUCGGCAUUUACAAGGCUAUACUAGUGGGACAAGUAGGGCAGAUUCCGUUACAGAAGAGGCUGAAGAAUGGGAAGUUGGUGACACUCACUACUUUAGGAACCGGUGGAAUUAGGAAUGAGCGGAUUCCGUUCCCAAAUGAAGAGCCGAGGGAGUAUGCUGAUCGUUGUAAUGUUCAAUGGCAUCGAGUUGCUAUAUAUCCGGAAACAUUGGGUGCAGUUGUGCUGAAGAAUGCUCAACCUGGUUCACUACUUUAUCUGGAGGGAAAUCUGGAGACCAAAAUCUAUACUGAUCAAGUUUCUGGUAUUGUUAAACGUGUAAGGGAAAUUGCAAUUCGACGAAAUGGCCGUGUUGUAUUUUUAGGAGUUGGUAGUGAUUUCCAUCAGCCACCUAUACAAGAGCUAAGAGGUGUUGGAUAUUUCUGAGUUCUGAGGACUUCAUUGUCCAGGUCUCUCAGGCACAUUAUUGGAUUGUUUCCAAGUGGCGUUGGAAGGGCCAGUGCUCAUAUCUUCAAGAUCUAUUAUGCUGGACAUCACUGCCAUCUUCUAUAUUCUGACAGAAACUGAGUCGUGCCUUGUCUAAUGUCUGUAGAACUAUUGAUUCAUUCUGCAAUCAUCUACACUGUCAGUUAUAUUCUUUCAUGCGUUUACAUGGAAGUUGAUAUUAGGAGUUUACUAAUCUAGCAGUUGCGGAAUAUGUAUAGCCUGUUUUCUCAUUCUGGCCACUAUCAUUUGACAUUGAUGGCAAGUAUCGAUUAUACUCCCUCUAUUUUUCAUUUUUA
Chenopodium quinoa (quinoa) is the source of this 1290-nucleotide messenger RNA. RefSeq names its product single-stranded DNA-binding protein, mitochondrial-like. The record is from RefSeq and is a predicted model, not a curated record. Bases 212 to 934 code for a protein of 240 amino acids. Lineage: Eukaryota; Viridiplantae; Streptophyta; Magnoliopsida; Caryophyllales; Amaranthaceae. Gene Ontology annotation, molecular function: single-stranded DNA binding. Gene Ontology annotation, cellular component: mitochondrial nucleoid. Gene Ontology annotation, biological process: positive regulation of helicase activity; mitochondrial DNA replication. The transcript has 4 exons.